Messenger RNA from Gambusia affinis (western mosquitofish), 3826 nucleotides. RefSeq names its product platelet glycoprotein Ib alpha chain-like. The record is from RefSeq and is a predicted model, not a curated record. Lineage: Eukaryota; Metazoa; Chordata; Actinopteri; Cyprinodontiformes; Poeciliidae. Gene Ontology annotation, molecular function: protein binding. The coding region runs from base 1049 to 3397 and encodes 782 amino acids. The transcript has 10 exons.
UUCUCUCUAUGCCUCUAUGCAGAUGACGCGUCUUUCAUUUCACUAGAUGAUCUGCAUGGACCAGUUAUCAUCACAGCAACGCAGCUUUUACUACCGGUUACCAUGGAAACGGCCUGCACAAAUUAAACCUCAUCUGAAACCAAACCAGUUCUCCAUGUCUUCACUGAAUGUCUUCAGCUCAAGGUCUACUGUUUGGUGACAGGAGUGGGUAGAACUUUGACUAGGCCAGUUCAGACUGUGUUAGCAUUAGAAGCUAACAUCCUCAGUGUUAAUAUGAACAUUCAGUUUGUUUAGAGUUUCAACCAAAACAUGUAAUAAAACUAACACUUGUUGAUGAAAUGACUUUAGUUUUUAAUGUUUUGUUUCGUCCACCAGCUCUUAAAAUGUUUUUUAGUGAUAAAUAUUGAUAAGUUUAUUAUAGUGGGGACAGUAACACUGAGAGCUUAACGUAGCCUUCAAUGCUACCUCAGACUGAACCAGUGGAUUCACAUCCAGUCCUGGACCUGCUGCUGAUACUCUGAACUGUUUUGUUGCUUAAAUGUCCAGUUCAGAUAAAUUGAUUGAUACUUAAAACAGGAAUUACUGAUCGGGUUUUAAAGAGGGACUUUAAGUUCUGAACCAGAUAUUUUAUUUUUGUGUAAAUGAUGUUCAGAGUUUCUGUUUAACAAACAUUGGAAUAAAGUUAACAAAUUAAAAGUGAGUUCAGUGGAGAAAACACUAAACAUCAAAACCUCAACAAAAUUAGAGUGAAAGUUGAUUUAAUCUGUUUGGUACAAAUUAACUCAAGAAUUAAAAAUGACAAUAUUUAUCUUAAAAACUGACAGGAUCCAGUUUCUGGUCCUCCAGACCAGCAGGUGGCGGUAAACACCGUCUGCUGUUGAACAACUAAUCUGAUCCAAUCAGAGUCCAGCGCAGCGGGCGUCCCGGUUCCGACAGAACUCCGAGGGGAAGUGGGACUCCCCCCUCCCCGACCUGUAGCUGGAAGCUCCGUCCAUGUUUCUCCAGAACCUUCAACUGAAGACCUGAGAGUUUAUCAGGCAGGAGCAGAAUGAAGGAGGAGAACCUGGAGAACCAUGAGGACCUGGAGAACCUGGAGAACCUGGAGGAACUGGAGGACCUGGAGGAACUGGAGGACCUGGAGAACCUGGAGAACCUGGAGAACCAUGAGGACCUGGAGAACCUGGAGGACCUGGAGAUUAAGACUGAGGUAAAUGUUGAGGAAACUGAGGAAGUUGAACUGGCUGAGAACCAUGAGGACCACCAGGACCCAGAACUGGACCACCAGGACCCAGAACUGGACCACCAGGACCCAGAACCGGGUUGCCACACUCUGGACCCCACCCUGACCCAAACGUCUGUCUCCUCUGGUCUGCAGUUUCAGGAAGUGUCUUGCACCCUGCUGUGCUGCCCCGUCUACCAGUCCUGCCUGUGGAAACAUCUGGAAGAUGUUCACCACGUGAAAAAUGCGUCCAAGAUCCAGCUGACCUGGUCAAACGGUCGCCCCAACAAUCAGUCACUUACAGAGCCGACUGAUGAGAGGGGCAGAGAGUUGGACCGGCCAAAGACUGCCGGAGGGACGCGGCCGGGCGGGACGCGGCUCUUCAAGGCAUUCAAGUCACGACUCAGAACGCUGGAGUGGAACAAGAGCGAACUGGAGGCAAGAGUGGGUCAGCUGGAACGGGUCCUGAUGGGGGCGGAGUGCAGCGCUGCGGCCGGCAGGGCGGAGGACGGCCGUCAGCCGGCGGGUGGACCGUCGGACCCGGGUGUUUCUGCAACGCAGUGCAAGAGGCGGAGGCAGCAGGAACUGGGCGAGGCAGCGGCGGCGGACGGCGUCUCGCCAGGCCGUUCCUCCGGGACGCAGCCCAACGAAGGAACAGGAACCACGGUCGUCACAAAGACACGGACAGAGAGGAUCUCGUCGGAGGGCCAGGAGGUUGCGUCAACGUUGACCUCCACAGGAGAUCCCAGUAGGUCCCAGUGGAUCUCUGGGGCAGGAAGAGGACAUCUGAUGAAACGCCUCCGUCUGCCCAAGUCCAUGAACGAGUUCCUGACCCGGUUCCAGCUGGUUCUGGAGGCCGCGCCAACAGCCAAGAAAGAGGCCUUGACCAGACUCAGAGGGGUCAAGGCCUUCCUCCACUUUAUGUCUGCUGGAUGCUUGAGUCUGUCGGACUGGAGCUUCUUACACAACGUGGCCAGGAUGCGGCGCUGGAUCCAGGUGAUGCUCAGCAGAGGGAAGAAGUUCAGCACCGUCCGGUCCCACCUCAGCAGCGCCUGCCGGUUCCUGGAGUUCCUGCAGGCCGCUGGGCCCCAGCGCUGCCGCCGGAUCUCAGCCACUCAGACGCAGGCGGCUGAAAUGCUCCAGGUCCUGAAGAAGACCAGGAGGGACACGGGCCGCAGAAACGUCUCCCACCUGAAGCUAUCGGGUCUGGACGCCAUCGCCGCCUUUCUCCGGCUGGCACCAGGCCGGGUGGAGAACCUCCUGGCGGAGCUGGAGACGGACUGCAGUGCCACCCGGAGCCUCUACCUGCUGUACGGCUUCCUGGCGGUGUACUGGGCGUGUCUCAGCGGACUCCAACCCAGAGUGUUCACCACCUUGACGGACGCCGACGUCUCCGAGGCGGAGAAGGAGAUGACAGAGGAGGGCAUCCUGAUCAGCGUGGCCGAGCAGCAGGCUCCGCCCCGGUCCGGUGAGGCAGCCCUCGCCUUGACGUGCCGGGAGUUCUCUUGGAUGGAGCGGCUCGUGGCCAUCAAAGCUCAGCGGGGGGGCACCAGCAAAUACACCCUGUUCACCACAGGGACGAAGAACUUCAGGAAAAUAAAGCGCUACGUGAAGCUAGCAUGGGCAGAGAUGGGCCUGAGCGGCAAGAUCAACGUCACGCUAAUCAGGACCAUCAUGGCCGACUGCGCACAAUCCGCCCCGACGAAAGGUUCUGGGAAACGGGUCGGCACCGCCGCCUCUCUGCAGGACGCCAUGAAGGUGAGGCGGUUGGUGGCUUCCAAGAUGGCGGCCCAACAACACCCAGAGCCGCUCUCAGGUUCUACACCCUCCACCCAACACUCUACCACCCUCAAACCCUCCACCGCCCCCCAGCUCUCCUCCACGGCUCGGUGCUCCUGGAGCAGCAGAAAUCUGCAGGAGGACUCCGACUCCAACCUGGAGGAGUUUGGCUCCUCAAGUUUGCCGUCAAACUCCAAAGCUGACAGAUAUGAUCUGAAGUCUGAGGGAGCGGCUGGCGAAGCCUGGAAGAGAAGAAACAUGGCCGCCUGUUUUGUCAGACUGAGUCCCUUAAAGAGAGCAGCCAGAGACUGCAGCCAGCAGCCUACAGGUCAACAGGUCACCAGAAAAACAUAUGACCUAAGGAAAAGAACAUGCCUUAAGAGGAAACAUACGUUCUGAGGAACCUAUGUUCCCACAGUUUUGGUAUUUUGAGUCGAAUUGUUUUCCUGUGAGCGCUGGUUUCGUUCUGGUUCUGGGUUAAUCUGUUCUAGAGGUGUUUCCUGUCCCUCCAAAUAAACCGUUUGUUCUUUCUACUGCCGGAGUCUCUCCAGUUUGGAGGGUCCAGGUACCAACAGGAACCUCAGGGCGGUUCAGACAUGCAUGAGGACAGACGGCGUCUCCAUCAGAACAGCCGACCCAGAACAGAGGAAAGGAAAACCUUAAACAGAAGCAGAAGACAGCUGGUCGUCUUCUGUUGGUGACGUUUCACCUCAUCAGUACGGAUUCAGUUCUGGACAUGUUGGAUCAACAGGCUGCUGGUUCUGGUCAGUCAAGAAAAUAAAAUACAUUUCUUCUAAUCGUCCAUUUCUGUUAUUCUAGAACAAAACU